Staurois parvus is the source of this 1161-nucleotide messenger RNA. The record is from the annotation of a GenBank genome assembly. NCBI's taxonomy places the organism in Eukaryota, Metazoa, Chordata, Amphibia, Anura, Ranidae.
UUUGAACAGGAAGUCCGGGGUGCACCAUCGCCUGCCCCCGGGAGAUGCGUCCCCGCUCCCCUUUUCCUUUGGCCAUCCCAGCGGUGCGGCUUUUUUCCGGUGUUCCCCCAAUGCCGGGCUUUUUCCUGUUUACCCCCAAUACCCAAAAAACCCCCACACCGUUGCACAGAUCUGGAGGCCAGGCGGCGGCGGCGGCCGCCAUUGUGGGGCCCCGAUGGUACCUCAUUUGCCCUUUGAUGGACCAGCGAUUCCGCCCCCGAGGCCUCCGUGAUGAGGACCCAGCUUCAAUCCCCCACGCGUUACAGCGGCCAAUGAGCCCCCAGUUAGGCCGUCCUUCAUCCCCCACGUCCUGCAGCAGCAACGAGCAUUGGGUCCUCGACAUCCAGGCAUGCCUCCUCCGCAGCCCCUGAUGUCUCAUCCGAUGCAAUCAUGGCCCCCCUUCCGAUGAUCCCCCGCCGUUCCCCCCCCCUAUGGCGAUCCGCACAAUCACGCCCUCCGCCGGCACCGGUGGGCCCUCUGCCCCCUCCUGCCCGCCCCGUGGUUCAGUCAUCUCCUAAAAUUAACCCCACAGUCAUCCAAGCGGCCCCGACAGUCUAUACGGUUCCUCCAGUACGGAAAGUAGAGGAGGAGAAAGUACCAGAAGUCCCGAUAAUACCCGACGACAAGGACAUGAGCUACGAGGAAUCCGUGAUUGGACCCAGCAUGCCCGAAAUUGAGCCGAUGCAGCCAGAGGUGGUGCUGGAGCCGGUGCAGGAGGACAAAAAGAAGUCGAAGCCGGAGAAGAUGAAACGGUGCAUUCGAACUGCCGCCGGAACGAGCUGGGAGGAUCAGAGCCUCCUGGAAUGGGACACCGACGAUUUUCGGAUAUUCUGCGGAGACCUGGGGAACGAGGUGAACGAUGACAUCCUGGCGCGGGCCUUCAGCCGCUACCCGUCCUUCCUGAAAGCCAAGGUGAUCCGAGACAAGAGGACGGGCAAAACCAAGGGCUACGGCUUCGUCAGCUUCAAAGACCCCAACGAUUACGUCCGGGCUAUGAGGGAGAUGAACGGUAAAUACGUCGGAUCUCGUCCCAUCAAACUGCGGAAGAGCAUGUGGAAGGACCGGAACAUUGACGUGGUGCGCAAAAAGCAGAAGGAAAAGAAGAAGCUUGGACUGAGAUAA